Molecule: messenger RNA, 1976 nt
Organism: Girardinichthys multiradiatus
Lineage: Eukaryota; Metazoa; Chordata; Actinopteri; Cyprinodontiformes; Goodeidae
Gene: npm1a
Product: nucleophosmin 1a
Exons: 11
Coding region: 108-1007 (299 amino acids)
Biological process (GO): chromatin remodeling; positive regulation of transcription elongation by RNA polymerase II; ribosomal small subunit export from nucleus
Cellular component (GO): nucleoplasm; nucleolus; centrosome
Molecular function (GO): histone binding; chromatin binding; RNA binding
Source: RefSeq, a predicted model, not a curated record
AUCCGCCAAUAAAGAAAAAAAAAAGAAGAAGUUGAACGCCCCACGUUAGAGCCUUUCACUUCACAUUUGCAGAGCAGGCAGGCAGCUGGUCCCUUCCAUCUGAGAAAAUGAACGGGUUAAACGACGAUCCAAUGGCACCACAGACCUUCCUUUACGGGUGUGUUCUGGAAGCCGGCAAGGAGGUGGUCUUUAAUCCUGAUGACGAUGAAUUGGAGCAUCAACUAGAUCUGAGGAUGGCAUGUGUGGACCCCAGCACAAAAGAUGAACUUCACAUGGUGGAAGUUGAAGGACAGGAUGCAGAGGGUCAGAAAGUCAAGGCAGCACUAGUUUCACUCAAGCCAUCUACCCUGCCAAGUGUCUGCCUUGGUGGGUUCACAAUUACACCCCCAACUGUAUUUCGUCUGAAGACGGGUUCAGGUCCGGUUCACAUUAGUGGACAACACCUCGUCAUGAUGGAGGCUGGCCAGUCUUUUGAUGACGACGAAGAUGAUGAGGAGGAGGAGGAGGAGGAAGAAGACAUUAAAGCAACAAAGAAAAGACCCGCCUCAUCCCCUGCUGCCAAGUCUCAGAAAAAAAUGAAAAUGGACGUGGAGGACGAAGAGGAUGAUGAGGAUGACGAUGACGAGGAAGAUGAUGAGGAAGAAGAGAGUGAAGGCGAAGAAUCACCCAUUAAGGCUAAACAAACCCUGCCCAAAGCAACCCCAGCCAAACAAAAAGGCCCGGCUCAGAAUGGCAAGAACUCUGCACCAAGCACACCUGCCUCAAAGCCGACCCCCAAAGGGAAAGGGAAAGGUGAGAAGACUCCUAAGACACCAGCAACACCCAAAGUGAAUUUAACCCUUCCUGAGAUUAAAGCCAAGAUGAUGGAGUCAGUGAAGAAGGGUAUCACAUUACCUAAAGCCCAGCCCAAGUUUGAGAACUUUGUGAAGCAUGGUCACAACGUUUCUGACCCCAAGGUCAUUGCAGAGCUGUGGAAGUGGCGACAGUCACUGAAGGACGAAAAGUAGCUGACUGUAGUUUUAACAAUUUUAUGUCUCCAUCAUCCCCAUACUCUCUCUCAUACUCUCAAAGUCUUUGUCUCAGUUUUCCAUAAAAUCGUUCUGCCUUUCUGAAUGUAGAGACUGAAUAUGAUGACGGUGAGCUGCUGGUGCGUUUGUAUCACCCUCCCCUUUAGACAAAUAAACUAGUUUGUUAAAUAAACUGAAGCCUAUUCAAAGAUUUUUGUAAAUGAAAGUUGAACUGAAAAGCCUUGUGUCGUUUUGUUUCUGCUUAUAUCUGUAGUUAAGAUCUCAUUUAGAAUCUGUGGAAAGCAAAUCACCUCAUACUGAAUUCAUGCCUUGUAAACUACAGUGUUGAAAAGUUCAUAAAACCCACAGUCACAUACCUGAAACAAUUUGCACACAGCUUGGGUUAUUGUCUGAAUGUUGACUAUCAUCUAAUAUCCACCAUAAUGACAAACUUGUUUAAAAAUCAUCCCAUGUUUAACCGUCCAAUAAACCUUUUUUUUAAGCAACAAGUUGAAUCAAAUAAAGCAUCUGUUGCGUCUCAAUUCUGUAAAAGAUCCGGCUUGCUUGGUGGUGUUAAAAUUGACGGCCCAUAGGCCAAAGGUUGUGUACCUUGAGAAAUAUUUAAUGUCUUAGGGAGUCUGCACAUAAUGUAUCUUUCUAAGUGAUCACAUGUUUGUUCAUGAUUCAAAGGUCCAAAUUCAAUGCUCAUUUGACUGUGAAAUGAAAGUGUAGGAGGCCUGGUAAAUGACACCAUUCCAUGCUGUCAACCGUUGAUAUUUUAAGGCUUUUUAUCCUUUGCUGUGGGUUUGAAUUAUUGUCUCCAAAUUGAUUAUAACCAUAAGGUGUGGCUCUAUUUUUCAGUGUUCUUUUUGUGAGUAAGAAAUGUGCCCAGGUUUCUGGAUUUUUGCAGUGUUUCCUUUUUUAUUUGAAACAACUUGCUAUUAAAAUAAACAAAAAAAUGUCUUUUCA